Molecule: messenger RNA, 1575 nt
Organism: Drosophila grimshawi
Lineage: Eukaryota; Metazoa; Arthropoda; Insecta; Diptera; Drosophilidae
Exons: 2
Coding region: 35-1567 (510 amino acids)
Source: RefSeq, a predicted model, not a curated record
GAAAGUCAAACGAUAGAUUUAUAUAUUUAUUAAAAUGAUUUGCUCAAUACAAAAGUGCACAGUUAAUAAGGAAAUGAAAAGAAAUCAGCGUCGGGCUGCUCCAAAUACCCAUCCCAAUUGCAGAAUAGAGAAUUAUGGGCUGGCCAGAAAGAACUCGCUCUUGGCCAUAGGCGGACGCAUCAUACACAGGGAGUAUCAGAAUGUGGAGAGAAUGCAAUCCAUAAUCAACCGGAGAAAAACAAAAGGCGGACAUGAGUCAAGUAGUGAAAAAGUAUCAUCAGAAUGUUUGGUAGAGCAGGAAGUGGAAUCUUCCUGCAAGAGAGUAAUCAAUGCUGAGAAUAAUAAUAAAUUUAAUGCAAAGAAAAAUUUACAAUUGAAAAACUUGCUGAGUGAUGUACAUGUUGAGAUGAUUGGCAGUUGGGAGCUGAAAGAAAUGAUAGAAUCGCACCGUAAAACCCCAACACGCCGAGCAGACAAAGUAACUAAGAUCAAUGAGAGAGUCAGGACAUCAAUGAAUAGAGAAAAAAAGACUUCAAAACAGGCUGUGCAUGCUAGCAAUAGACCAAAAAAGGAGAUCAAUAAUAACAAGAAACUUUUGUCAACAGUCAUGAAACAGCCUAUUUCACCAACAAAAGUAAAUGAGAAUAUAAUGGAGACUCAUCACAACAAAGAAUUCGUUGUGGAGCAGCAAAAACUAUCUAAGCCAUCAAUGCAAACUGAGACUGAAGCUGGCGAUAAGAUAAUAUUGGAAGCCAAAUCUCAGUCAAUGUUUGUAAGUGAGCAUAGGCCCGAAGCUAAAGUUGAGAUCUUAAGGAAGACAAAUGUGAAGAUUGAACAGAUUAAAAAAAUAACUACCACUAAUAUGCGGCUUUCUAAAAGAAUAGAAUUUAGGAAAUUUAAUACAAUGCAGCGCAAUAAGUUCCAAGUUAAUAAUAAUAAAAUGACUAAAAAGAAUCCAAUAACAAGUAAAAAUCAAAUGGCUUCAAAACGGCAUAAUAAUUACCCAGAAGUUAAAGAGAUUGAAGAGCUAAAGAAAAAUAUGAAUGAAAUAUCGAAACUCACGAGAGAAGAAGAGAUGAAGUGUUUGACUCUGGCCCAAAAAGUGGAUAGGAAAACUGUGAAGCCAAUGGAAAAUAUAGUCGAGGACACUAAAAAUAAAACCAAAGCGAUUGUCCAACCCUUUUCACUGGCCAAGAUUAAUGUGGCGCAGGUGAAUCAGAUCAGGCAAUCUAAAAGAUUGAAACAAUUCUGUCGGAUAUAUAUAAAUUUGGCAAUACAGCAACAGUUGAUGGCAUUGAGAACAACUAACAAUCCAUUUGAAAAAGAUCAGAACACUAACAUUAUGAGAAUUGAAUAUCUGUCGCGUAAAACUGGUCAGAUUUUCUCCAAGCCCAAACUCUGUGUGCCUAUAGAUCCGCACAAUAAAGUCCAUCAAAAAGAUAUAUUCUAUUUUAUACUGAUUUUCAUUUUUAUUGCAUUGUGUGGCAUUGGCGAAGCAGAUCCUUACUUUUGGCGAUGGGUCUUUCGGAGAUUAAACAGUUUUUGUCAUAAAUAUUUGUUCUUAUAAAUAAUAUA